AUGUCAUCAACGCCGUCUUUGUUGGACCUAGCUGAUACUGAUCAACCUCCACCUUCCCUCCUACAUUUGGAAAAUGAUCCAGGUGUUGUUCCUGCUGAAGACACAGACAAGAUAGUUAGGUCCUUGCUCAUUGGUGUUACACGAGGGGCUUUGUCUGCUGGAGAAUUGCCAAACAAUUACGUACAUUCCGAGGUGAAAGACUUGGUUCAAGAUGCCGAUAGUGCGAUCGCACGGUGCAUUCUUUUCCCUCCGGAAUUAAAUGCGCUCAAUCUGUAUCGCAAUUGUGACUCAUACACUAUAGAGAACAAUCCAGAACCAUGGAUAGCCCUUGAGAUAUGGUCAAAGUUUCCCGCUCAACAGACAGCCAUUCGGGACCUCUGGAAGUGCAAAACAGAUUUGACCAGACGUCAUUACUCACUGCUGAGUCACUCAUAUAGAGUCUUGUGGGCAACCGUAAGAUACUUGGACGAAGUGGAUUGUGUUGCAUACGAGGCUUCGGACAUGAAUAUGGAAUGUCUGGGAAAUGCCCUUCGUGAACUGAUAUCUUCUAGUAAGCAGGAGCCAGAACUGAUAGGCAAUGAUACCAUUGGCAAGAUGGAGGAGCUCUGGCACGAGCGGGAGGGAACCAAGUACGAAAAUGCAACUUUGAAGCAUAUUGGAACGGCCCUGAGGAGUGUGCUCAGCCAAUCCAAUGAAGGGGCUUCUUUUGUUGCCCAAACUCUGGACAGGGAGCCUGAUGAGAGUGAUGAGAACAUGUCUUGGCUCUGCCUCCUACCUGCAGAUGGGAAACUGUCAGAAUCCCAACAUUGGGAGGCUCUCCAGUACAAUCCUCCUGUUUAUGGACUUUCAUUAUCAGAACAUCCCUAG
Molecule: messenger RNA, 867 nt
Organism: Tremella mesenterica DSM 1558
Lineage: Eukaryota; Fungi; Basidiomycota; Tremellomycetes; Tremellales; Tremellaceae
Exons: 3
Coding region: 1-867 (288 amino acids)
Source: RefSeq, a predicted model, not a curated record